This is a messenger RNA of Heterotrigona itama, 2976 nucleotides long. Lineage: Eukaryota; Metazoa; Arthropoda; Insecta; Hymenoptera; Apidae. The record is from the annotation of a GenBank genome assembly.
AUUACUUCAGCUAUUGUUCAUCCCCAUUGCAUUUACAUGGAGCAGUCAGAGGGUUACUUUGGAACUGGAUCGAUUUUAGGCGAGAGAUUACCAGAAGAGGAUGUGCGAGUCGUGGAAACUGCGGAUAAUCCGCAACAACAGGAUGUUCCAGUAUUACCCGGUGCACAAAGAAGAAAGCUAUACUUCAAUCCUGCUUACUUCGACAGACAAUUGUUACUCGCGCCCCCUCCAGCAGCCAUCGAGUUUCUUCUCAAAAUUCGAGAAGUAAUCUCUAUCGCGAAGUACAAAAUGGCAGCGAAGAGAUUCAUUCCUACCCUUGUCGCUUUCGAUGUGCUUGAUCUCAUCACUGAUAAUCAAAAAAGAAGAAGCUCUCGACUAAUUCAAUCUGUCAACGAUUCAGGUAUCCCGGAAGAGGAAGCGAACGCGGAACACUGCGACACCACGAAGAAUCAGCAACAAUCAGCAUCGAAUUCGGCUCAGAGUUCCGUCACGAAGUCGCGGAAAUCCCAACGAUGCACCGGAUGUCCAGGUUGCAGAGACUCGUUUAGGGACGCUCUCGCGUUUACGGAAGCUAACCAACCAAGUCCAGGUGAGAGUAAAGUUCGAGCGUGGUUGGAGGACGUCAGAUCAACGCCUCAGCGACGCUGGCGAGACGCUGAGGAAGCUCGAAAAACGCUUCAGGAAAAUACGAAAACGUUCAACAAGAACUUGGAGUACUUGAAAGAAUUAGCUAAACGAGAGUUCGAUGUGAGCGUGAAAGGUUCAGGAACAGGGAGACUUCUUUCCUCGUGGAAGGACAAUCCACCGAUGAUGAAAACGUUCCAGAACGUAGCGAGAAGCGAAAUCCUCGAGAUGGACGACCAACACAGUGUUUCGAAACGGUCGACCAAGUCGAUGUUCGAGGAAUCGAGCUAUUAUUCGUCAAAGAACGGCGAUUCUUUGAUCGGUAAUGGCAAUGAUAUUGUCAAUGACAAAGUGAGGAAGGCCAUCGAGAAUUCGUUCAUUAAACAGAUGGAAGAGAACGUGACGUUGGAAAAAGAAAAAACGGUGGAGAAACCAGACACCAGAAUGGAAAAGAAGAUCGCAGUUCCUAAGGACGAAAGUAAUAAGACGAAAGAAAACGCAACGGAGGCUUCGCUCCAGAAACAAGCGAAUAAACGCAACGAGGAUUCGACACGAUCGAGGAAAGAUCUACCGGAUAUGAUCAACGAGCUUCCAAAUGCUAAGAACACAGCAAAACGUAUAAUGGAUGCCGUGAUCCGCGAGAUGGUUGAUGCGAAAGUGCUGGAACAUCAUUCAAGAUCAGAGAAUAUCGUGGAUUACGAAGUGGAUAGUCUAGAACGAUCCAAGUCCAGCCGAAAGUCAUCUACUUCGCCAGAAUCUACCGAUCAGUCGAGUCCAGCAUUGUCCACCGCUUUACCAAUGGACGAGGAACUGACGAUGCAGAACGCAGUGAUCAACACCAAGACCGGUGAAAUGAUGAUGCCCAACAAACUGAACAAGAACGUUCUCGAGAAAAGCUAUUACAACAGUCUGCCGGAAUUAAUCUCUUCGCAAAAAUUGGAGAGUUAUUCGCUCGUUAGCGAAGUAUACGUGAACGACGGCUAUGAUAGUCCAGCAUGCAGCGACGAUUCUGGGCCAGAGAUUCAAUACGAGCCCGAAAAUCCUGGACAUUUAACAAUCAAGGUUCAAGAUUCGCCAAAGAACUACGUGAAACACGACGAGUCGGAAUACGAGCCCGACACGUUGGACAGGAAACCAAUGAAGCUGAAAAUCAACAACGAUGUAAACUACGAGAAAGAUGUUCCCGACGAGAUUUAUGUAGACUCCCUCGAAAGACCUGCUCAAAUCCUCCUUAAAAGCAAAGGCAGCUUCCGCGAUCAGGACUCGUCGCGAAAUGACACCUGUUUGCAGCGUAACUAUGGCAGCCUUCGAGAAAUAUACGAAGCUAGGUUGAAAUCAUAUCCUAGAGACUUGGCCAACAGCAGUAAAUCCUUGAACGGCCAUUCAGAGGAUUCGAUGUCUUGGAAAAAGUGUAAAUAUUUAACACCAGAGAUCAGACAAUUGAAGAGGCAACGACAACCGAGCAACCAACCGGACGUGGUGCCAUUACCACCUACGGAGGAUAUCUAUCAGCAUCCGAAACCUCCGCGUCGUGUAAAGGACGGGAAAUUAUUAUCGAACUCUCUGUCAAAAAACGGCUGGGACAGGAGUCCUGCCGAAGCGGGUGACCCUACAACCAGCAACGGUGCUCCUGUCCCCUGUGAACACGCCCACGUAGGGACCAUUUCACCAUUCUGCCACUGCAAGUCUCAAUUGCAGCCCGAGGAAUCGAUGACAAGAUGCAGACACCAAUUGGAAAGCCAAAUCCGAAGCAAUUCCACGCGAGGCAAAUCGAAAUCCGAUCCUUCCGCGUCGUGCAGCAACUCUCGUAGUUGCAGAGAUAAAAAGAAAAUAUUCGAUCAAUACCACAAACAAGAUCAGAGGAGGAACAGCGAAUCUCAAGCUAGCAAGAAGCAUCUGUCGAAACCUUCCAGAAACGAAUCAACCAGCGAUUCCACGAGUCGUGUAUCUGGCUGUCAGCAAUCACGAAUUAAAGUAGAAGAUAGCGGAUACUUGAGCAGCACGGACAGCAACGGCUCGCACAAACAGCUGCUGAAACACGAUGAGGUGAGCAGCGUAUCGGAAACCGACGAGACCGAAUCGGUCUGUGACGGUGCGAGCGAAAGCGGCGCCGAAAGCAUCGGAACGGACAGCGUUUUCUUUGGAAAUUUCCGCAAACUCUCAGGCGUAUCCAACUUUUCGAAAAGCAUCGAUUCAGGAGUGGAGAUCGGUACAAAGAACACAUACCUCCAAUCAUUCUGUGUCAGAAAUGAGAAUGGAGUUGUAGAGAGGGCAAACUUUAGCACCAGUGAUAGCGAGACUGAAAGUUUUAUCACAGUUCUUUUGCCGUAUGGGCCCAACGAGUCGAUUUAA